Dichomitus squalens LYAD-421 SS1 is the source of this 1868-nucleotide messenger RNA. RefSeq names its product general substrate transporter. Gene Ontology annotation, molecular function: myo-inositol:proton symporter activity. The coding region runs from base 116 to 1756 and encodes 546 amino acids. The record is from RefSeq and is a predicted model, not a curated record. NCBI's taxonomy places the organism in Eukaryota, Fungi, Basidiomycota, Agaricomycetes, Polyporales, Polyporaceae. The transcript is spliced from 10 exons. Gene Ontology annotation, biological process: transmembrane transport. Gene Ontology annotation, cellular component: membrane.
CUCUGUGCAGGUCUGCUCAAGCGCAAGCCCAGGCUGCAAGUAAUCCACAAGCUUCUUCUCCUCCCAGGACCCCUUCUGCUUCUUGGAUCCCGAGGCGACGACUCGGACGACUAGCAUGUCUUCGGAGAAAGUGUCGCCGAGCGGCGACAAAGUGAGAGACGCCCAGCUGCUGGUCGAAAACAUCGAGGUUGCUGUCGCACAUGGAGAGAUAUCCGAGGCUAUGGUCGUCGCGGAAGGCGAGGAGCGCACGACUUGGUUCGUCUGGCUCCUUGUCGCGUGCGCUAGUAUCUCCGGUCUGCUAUUCGGUUAUGACACCGGCGUGAUAUCUGGUGCUCUGGUCACGAUCGGAGGCGAUCUCGGGCCUGCGGAGCUGUCCUCAGGACAGAAGGAACUCGUCACGUCCGCAACGACCCUCGGCGCGCUGAUCGGAGGCCUGGUCGCCGGCAUGCUCAGCGACUUCACCGGCCGGAGACCCGUCCUCGCCCUCGCAGACAUCAUCUUCAUCGGAGGCGCGAUCGGCCAGGCCGUCUGCCACACCGUCUGGUCCAUGAUCGGCUGCCGCUUCCUCAUCGGCAUCGCCGUCGGGCUCGCGUCGUGCAUCGCCCCGCUCUACAUCCAGGAGCUCUCCCCCACGCGUCUGCGCGGCCGGAUGGUCGUCGUGAACGUGGUCGCGAUCACGGGGGGCCAGGUCGUUGCGUACGGAAUCGACGCCGCGUUCGAGAACACCCGUGGGGGGUGGAGGUGGAUGGUCGGUCUGGGGGCCGUCCCGUCCGGCCUCCAGUUCCUCUUCCUGUUGUUCCUCCCCGAGUCGCCGCGUAUCAUGAUCAGAAGGGGGAACUCUGAGGCCGCACAGGCGAUUAUGGCUAAGAUCUAUGCUCACGCCACGCCGGAGCAACUCGACCUGAAGGUCAAGUCUCUGGCUGCUGCUGUAAAGCAGAGCGUCGAGAUCUCGAACACGACCACGCUCUUGCAGCGCAUACGCUUGAUACUCUUCGAUGGCAUCAACCGCCGUGCACUCAUCGUCGCAUGCGGCAUGCAAGCCUUCCAGCAACUGUGUGGUUUCAACACUCUCAUGUACUAUUCCGCCACCCUCUUCAAGGAGAUCGGCUUCGACCAGCCCACGGCCGUCGGCCUCAUCAUCUCGGGCACGAACUUCAUCUUCACGCUCUUCGCGCUCCAGUACAUCGACAUCAUCGGCCGCCGCAGGAUCAUGGUCUGGACCGCCCCGGGCAUGAUCAUCGGCCUCGUCCUCGCCUCCGUCGCCUUCCACUUCCUAACCCGCAAGACGGGCGGCGCCCUCGUCGACGGCACGCCAUACUCGCACACCUGGUCCGCGAUCGUCCUCCUCGCGAUGAUCUUCUACGUCGCGUCGUACGCGACCGGGCUCGGGAACGUGCCCUGGCAGCAGGGCGAGCUCUUCGGGCUCGAGGUGCGCGGCAUCGGCACGUCGCUCGCGACGACCACGAACUGGGCGGGCAACCUGCUCAUCGGCGCGACGUACCUCUCGCUCAUGGACCGCAUCACGCCCGCGGGCGCGUUCGGCUUCUACGCGGGCCUGUGCCUGCUCGGCUGGCUCUUCUGCGUGUGCUGCUUCCCCGAGACGGCGGGCCUGAGCCUGGAGGAGGUCCGGCUCGUCUUCAGGCACGGGUUCGGGAUCGGGGAGAGCGCGCGGCUGAGGAGGGAGAAGCGCGCGUUGAGGAGGGGCGAGCGCGGGGAGAGGGACGGGGAUGGUGGCGGGGCGGAGGAGAAGGCGUAGGGUAGGCCUUCGGGGUGACUGACUUAUUAUUGGAUUGGAAAUGAUGCUCGCUUGCAAGGCCACGACUAGCAUGUUUGUAAUUCCUGGACACGACCUAAUGGCUACGAUUUGU